This is a messenger RNA of Aspergillus pseudoviridinutans, 879 nucleotides long. Its product is annotated as alpha/beta hydrolase. The record is from RefSeq and is a predicted model, not a curated record. The coding region runs from base 1 to 879 and encodes 292 amino acids. The transcript has 2 exons. Lineage: Eukaryota; Fungi; Ascomycota; Eurotiomycetes; Eurotiales; Aspergillaceae.
AUGGCUACUUCGGAACUGCAGACAAUUACCUACAAGAAAGUCGGCCAGCUUCAUAUACAGCUGGACUUAACACUGCCUCCUAAUGCUUAUAAAGUACCAGUCCUUCUUUGGUUCCAUGGUGGCGGCCUUCUCCAGGGCCGACGAGAUACGAACAUCCCGCCGCAUAUGAUCCGCGGCGUAACAAAAUACAACUACGCAUUCAUCUCGUCUGAUUAUAGAUUAGCCCCUCAAGUAGGUGUCCAAGAUAUUUUGGAGGAUGUCCGAGACUGUAUAGACUUCAUCCGAACCGAGCUUGCUAAGCACACGGGCCCCGGUGUCCUGGAUACCCACCGCCUAGCAGUCUCAGGAAGCUCGGCUGGCGGUUACCUAUCACUUCUUUCUGGCCUGUAUGUCAACCCUAAACCAAAGGUCAUACUUUGCAUCUACCCAAUCACGGAUCCACUGGGGAAUUUCUUCACAACCUCCCAACUGCACACCCUGGGCGCAGCACGCACAGAACCCGCGUUAAUCGCCGAAUUCCUGGAUCCUCAAUCCGACGUAGUUGCUAACAGCGCACCCGGCGACGAGAGCAACCGGAACAAAAUGUACAACUACAUGCUGGAGAAAGCUAACCUCGCCGCUCUCCUACGUAUCGGGGCUGGAGACGAGUUCCGCAUUGCGAGGAGCAUCUUUCAGUGUGGACUACCGCCAACAUAUAUUGUGCAUCCGGAUGGAGACAAAGACGUUGGCGUUGAUCAGAGUGAUGAAGUAGUUGGUGUGAUGGUGGGGUUAAAUAUGGAGGUAGGCUACAAACGUUUGCAUGGCCUGUCUCAUUUUUUUGAUCUGGAUGAGCAAGUCCAGCUGGAGGAUAUGUACGAGUUUUUGCUUAAGCAUCUUUGA